UUGAUCUCAUAAUUCCCGUGUGACUUUUACGUUAAUUUUUUUAGUUUUUGUGAGAAAUUAUAAAAUGUAUGCUGUCUCAAAAGGACCUAAUAAGAUUUUCGCCAAAACCCGAAGAGGCAUCUCACAAAAUUUAGAAAGACUAGACAGUCGAAAGGAUAAUAAUAGGAAGUCUUCAGAGUCUGAUAAUGGCGAAAUUAAUAACAUGCCUAAACCAGUAUUCCAUUCCAACGGCAAAAAAACUGUCCAUCAAAGAAUACAGCAUCAUGUGAUCACACCACAACACGAGGAAAUAAUUAGAUAUAUAAGUGAAACUUGGACACAAACAGCCUAUGGUGAUAGUGAACCAACAACCCCUACUAGUAAUGGAUCAGGGAGUUCUUCACCAGCACCACCCUCGAAUCUUUACUACCAGGAUGACACACCAAGCCCUGUGCUCCAUGAUUUCAAACCAUUUGACCUUGAAACGUGGUGGGGCAAGAGACUCUACCAGAACAUUACAAAUUCUCUGUGAGCCCCACACAAGAGUUGAAGAAUGGGAACGCCAGAAUUUACGGUAGCGUAAGUCACAAUCAUCUGAAGUUUACUAGAUUUUAUACUCUUUUUAUCAUGUUUAAAUUAAAAUAAAUAAGAAUUUAUUAGAAUUUUUAUACUUAAACUUAUAGUUAAAGGAAUAUAACUAAGUAAAAUAAAUAAGAGGCCUAACAUUUAAGGCCCCUUAUUUAUGUUACUUAAUUAUAUUCAUAUUUAUAAAAUCAGCUUAAUAGUAGAGCCCUUAAUGGAAUAUUUCAAACUACAAAUAUAAAGUAAUGAUUAGUUGUAUGGAAAAUUUUAAUUGUUAAAUAUGUAGUUAUAAUUCUGAAUGCUUUAAAGAACAAUAUUAAUAUUUAUUUAUUAUAUACUUCAUUAUAAUUGGGGUGCAUAGAAUAAUUGAAAUGUUAACACUCGCACAUAAAACAGAAACUCCACUUUGUGUCGUAUAGGCGUAAAAGAGAUGACUACCUAUCCAGUUAGCUAGAAUAUUUAAUAUAUUGAUGAAAUCAAAUCAAGUUUGAAUAUUCAACCACUCCACAUUUAAUUUUAUAUUCAAUGAAGUUAUUAAUAGUGUUAGUGUAAUUAUAUAAAAAUGUUGCAUAAAAUUUUCUUAGAAUGGGCAGAAUGAUACUUGAAUAAAUAAUAGAAUAGUUAAUAAAAUUUCACCAGAUUUUUUUUAUAUAUUAAUAGUAGUGUUUAAUCUCUUAACGCAUUCUAAUAGUUUUAUGCCAAAAUAUAACAUUACAUAAAUUUAUUAUAUUAGAGUUGAAUUAUUAAGUAAACAUUUUCUAGUUUUUGUUAUUUAUCUAAUGUGCAAUAAUAAAUAUUGAAACCCCAAUAUAAUUGCAUUAUACGCUGUUGUCUAAAAAAUUAUAUACUAAUUUUAUUUACUUUGUUUAUUUUACUUUUGUUAAAGGAUUAGUCAUAUUUAAAAAUUGAUAGCCAAAAAGCCAAUUUCAAUAUUCAUGUAACUGAGCCAAUUUCACUAUGAAAGAAAGUAGAAAUCAGAAAGUAAAAUAUCUAGUUUUCAUAUUAAUCUAAUUUCAUGAAAACACAGUUUGUAUCAAACUCAAACACAUUAAUAUAGUAACUUUUGCCUCGUCCUGUUAUUAUAUAACUAUCUCAACCAUACACUUUAGGUAGUUACUUUAGUUAAGAAGAACUAGCAAGAAAUUCAACUUUUUUGCAAGGUCUUUUAGUCAUUUUCAAUUUUUCUUUUAACUUCAUAGGGAAUUCUGCUCAAUUUCAUGAAUAAUAGCUUUAGGCUUCAACCGUGUAUCCUAGUUUCCAAUGUCCGGACUAAAUUCUAUUAUAUAAUGUUAUUUGUAGCAAUUCCUUCGAAUAUUCCAUGUUAGGUUAGAUUAUUACAUCACAUAUUUUAUCACAAUUCGUAAAUUAUAUAUAUUAUACUUGAUAUAGAAAUGAUGAAACUGAAGAUGUAAAAAAUAUUAGUAAUCUACAGUUGAUUGUGGAUCUCAGUAGGUACGGCAUAUCAUAAGUAAAAUUUCCAAACGCUCAACUUUCGUUUUGCAUAACAAAUAUUGCAAACCAAUAUUCUUUAAGAUUGUUGUGUUUAAUAAAAGUUUUAUAUAGAUUUUGUUAACUAUUUUGAAUCUAUUACUGCAAAGAUAUGAAACCAAAGAAUACUGAAUAAAUUCAUGCAAAUGAUUGAUUGAAAACAUCAACUUAAUGACAAUAAAUACAUUUUUAAAAUUUGAAUUACUAAAUCCUACAGUUACACACGUGUUUAUUCUAGUUGUAUUGAUGCGAGUGGAUAUAAAUUUUUAAAAUAUUGUACAAAUAUUACGUUAUGAAUAAUAAUAGCACCCGUAAAAGACAGUUUUAUGUUAUUUUAUGCAGUACUAUGUAAUGUGCAUUAUAUUUAUAGCAAUAUAUGAACUGCCUAACGGCUACGCAAUAUUAUUGGCCACUCACAAAUUUUAACUACCUAUCAUUUGAAAGAGUAUUGACGAAAAUUAUUAUAUUACGGGUACAUAAUUGUAAAAUUAAUAAAUAUUCGUGGUUCUAUCUCUUUCGUAAAGAGCUCCUUUUAUUUCGGCAAAAUAUUUCAAGAAUAUGGUUUACUAUCGCAUUUAUACUUCAGAUUUGGGAGUGUCAUAAUCUAGACCUUAGAGGCUUGCAGCAAACUCAUAAUUCCAUACAGUUUAGACGAAACAUUCGAAGUUGCGUUAAAUCUCCACUAAUAGUUGAUUAUUGUCAUAUAGUGACAAAUCUAGCUUAAAAUGCGAUUUUGAAAAAAUAAUACAUAAUGUUAUAUUAUAAACAUUUUGUUUCAUGGAACCAAUAAAUUUUAUGAACUGUUUCGAUUAACUAAUUUUAAGUUUAAUUAUUACCAUUGAGUUAUAACUAUCCAUAUAUGUAUAUCAUUACAAAAAAAUCAACUGAAUUUUAUUCUGUACUACUUUUAUUUAUUGUGCUAAAACAUUUAUGAUUGUUAUUAAAUCAGUAUUCAUGUGAAUGUUCAUGAUAACUUUUACAAUUUAUAAUGAAAUUGUUAUGAAUGUUGUUGAUAUCAUGUUAUAUCAUAUAUUGAUUUUAUUCGUUUUUAUACAAAAUAGCUUCGAGCUUGAAGCUAAAUAAUGUCUUCCAGAAAUAAUCACAUUAUCAUGUCAUCGUAAAUCUUUGGAAUAUUGGUUUUGUUUCCUUUUACACAAAAAUAUAUUGUAUAUUCUAGUGCUCAUAUUUUAUUUACAAUUACUGUGUUUUGUAUUUAUUUUGUACACUU
Messenger RNA from Achroia grisella, 3277 nucleotides. RefSeq names its product MAPK regulated corepressor interacting protein 2. The record is from RefSeq and is a predicted model, not a curated record. Lineage: Eukaryota; Metazoa; Arthropoda; Insecta; Lepidoptera; Pyralidae. The transcript has 5 exons. Bases 65 to 511 code for a protein of 148 amino acids.